AUGGCUGAAGACAACGAAAUAGCCCUCGACUCUACUUUAAUCCUCGCCUCUCCUAAUACAAACACAGUGACGACUCAAACAGGCCCCUCCGCCAACGUUCGCGCUUUCUUCGACCAAAACGGGGGCCUAUCCAAUGCAGAAGACGGAAUGUACCCUGCUAUCAGCAUUGCUGUUGACCUUGGAGGGGUGUCGGAUACUAGUUCCCCUGCUCAAGCGCUCUUCGCUGUUGGAGUUCUCAGGGAUCCGGUCGUGCAGUACUCCAGAGAGGGUAGCUCGGAAGAGGCGAGACGGCCUUAUUUCUUGACCAAGUGGUCUACCGUUGAGGAUGCACUCGAGGCAUUCCUGGAGGAUUUCCCAGCUGCAUUAUCAAGAGCGACCGAGUUGGAUGCUAGGAUCAUGUCUGAAGCAAGGUCUGCCGGUUCAGAGGAGUACGUCGACCUCGUCGGACUGUCUCUUCGUCAAGUUGUGGCCUCUUUCGAUAUCACCACUUCCGAGGACCCAGAUGCGAAGGACGUCAAAGCUUUCUUAAAGGACAUUGGUACCAGCAGCCGUGCCAAUCCAGUUGAUGCGCUGUACGCUUCGACACCAGCGCUACUCUACCUCAACCCCUCUUUGGUUGGGAUAUUGCUUGACCCGCUUCUGGAAGCACAAUCGCUGUCCAGUUAUCCACAUCCAUACGCAGUGCCCGAUUUGGGCGCUCAAUAUCCCAUCGCGACUCGAAUCGAAUCGGAGGAACAUAGGGCUUUGGGACUUGAUAGUUCCGCGAGUAUGUUAAUCAUGACCUAUCUUCACGCUCAAAAAUCUGGAGAAGGACACUUGUUAAAGAAAUAUCACGGUCUUUUGAAGCAAUGGGCCGACUUCUUAGUGGAGCACGCAGCCAGUCCAAGUGAAUUCGUAACAUCAGACGGACUAACCCAAGCCAACAACGCGAAUUUGGCGCUCAAGGGUAUCUUGGGCGUGCACGCCAUGAGCCUGAUCAACCAAGCGCUUGAGAAGGAAGGGCAAGGAAGCGAAGACACUGCACAUUACGCUGAGACCGCUGAGCGCUUGUACACCGAAUGGAAACGCUCAGCGUUCAUCUCCGGAAGAGUAAUUUCCAGCUAUGGGCAGCCCGACUCGUGGAGCUCUGCAUGCAACCUCUACCUAGCGAGGCUGCUUGGCGCGGACUUCGUUGAGGACCAAAUAUUCGACGGCCAGACCGCAUUUCUUAGCUCACAACUGGCGGCAACAAGGAACACCUUUGGUCUGGGACACGACAGUAAUGACGAAUUCACCGUCAAGUCCCAUUGGACCAUGUUCACCGCUGCAACAAUGACCGACACUGACGCUCGAAAUCGAUUCGUCUCUAUCAUCCACAACCGAACCUUCCUGGAAGGAAUGACGCCCGCUUUUGCUACCACUUGGGAUGCCCGGAGCGCUAGCACUUUGGGCGGGCGAGCUAGCAUCCCUGAUAAGGCAAUCCAAUUCACCUCAGGACCAGGAACGGGGGCAGGGACAGGAGGGGGUAGCGGCGACGGUGGUAGCGGUUCAAACUCCUCGGGUUCGAAGGUGAACCUCGGAGCCAUAGUCGGCGGAGCAGUGGGAGGACUAGCAGCCCUAGCAUUCACCAUCCUCGCCAUAAUUUUCUUCAUCCGCAAAAGAAAGACCAAGCAGACGAGCCUCGAGGAGAGUAAGCCAAGUGGACACACUGGUGUUACGACUCCCCCGCCGGUGCAACCGGCAGCUACUACGCAAGAAUCAACGCCCGGCACGGUCUCAUCCCCUCUCAGUAACCAGAGUCCGGCGUCUCAAGUAUUCGUUAAACCUCCGUUACCACCGAGUGCGAGUCUGUUGACAACCUCAGGGGCUGCACCUUCCUCUCCUGCACCCCCGUCAGAAGGGGCCGCCUCCAUCCUGGCCGCGUCGACUGCAUCCUCCGGGGCAGGGCGUCGGAGUAGCAUCAGCAAGUCGGGCUCACCCUUGUUGGGUGGUCAGUCUCGGCAACAGCCCGAGAGGGAACGUCCCCUUUCAGAAGCAGAGGAUUUGCGAGCCGAGGUGCUUGCAUUGAGGAGGGAAAUGGAGGAAAUGAGAGCGCGGACGGCUCUGAGUAGUAGCAGCAAUUUACCUGACGAACCUCCCCCUCAAUAUUCAUCAUAG
Molecule: messenger RNA, 2136 nt
Organism: Coprinopsis cinerea okayama7#130
Lineage: Eukaryota; Fungi; Basidiomycota; Agaricomycetes; Agaricales; Psathyrellaceae
Product: glutaminase GtaA
Exons: 14
Coding region: 1-2136 (711 amino acids)
Source: RefSeq, a predicted model, not a curated record